Messenger RNA from Danio rerio (zebrafish), 2294 nucleotides. It is a transcript of the gene pax7a, whose product is annotated as paired box 7a. Gene Ontology annotation, biological process: regulation of transcription by RNA polymerase II; regulation of DNA-templated transcription; anatomical structure morphogenesis. Gene Ontology annotation, cellular component: nucleus. The record is from RefSeq and is marked validated. Gene Ontology annotation, molecular function: DNA binding; DNA-binding transcription factor activity, RNA polymerase II-specific. NCBI's taxonomy places the organism in Eukaryota, Metazoa, Chordata, Actinopteri, Cypriniformes, Danionidae.
CCAAAGUUGGCCACUUAAACUCCUCUCAGGCUGCAAACAGGAGCUGUAAUCAAAACUAGCAGAACCUCUCACUAAUAUUUACUCACAGUUGAUUCAGAGCACAUUUCAUGCUUUACUCUGCUCUUUUGUUUUUUGGUGUCCACUGAAAGAAUCUGACUUUUUUUCUUCCUUUUUGGCAUUGUGCACUGCAGUGUAUGCGUGUUUGGAUUUCUUUUGAAAAUAUUGGGACUUGUUACAGUUUCCACGCCGCAAAAAACAACACUGGAGCUUUUUGUGUGAUUGAUUGAUUGAUUCAUAAUUAUAAGUAAGAGUUUAAAUUGUGUGGGAGUAGCUGGAAUGGCUACUUUACCAGGAACAGUUCCUCGAAUGAUGCGGCCAGCACCAGGCCAGAACUACCCACGAACCGGAUUCCCAUUAGAAGUCUCAACACCUCUGGGUCAAGGUCGAGUCAAUCAACUCGGUGGAGUUUUCAUCAACGGAAGGCCUCUGCCUAAUCAUAUUCGACACAAAAUAGUGGAAAUGGCCCAUCACGGUAUCCGACCCUGUGUUAUCUCCAGACAGCUGCGGGUCUCACACGGCUGCGUGUCCAAAAUCCUCUGCAGGUACCAGGAGACCGGGUCUAUCCGCCCGGGUGCUAUUGGUGGAAGCAAACCGAGGCAAGUUGCAACACCCGACGUUGAAAAGAGAAUUGAGGAAUACAAACGUGAGAAUCCAGGGAUGUUCAGCUGGGAAAUCCGGGAUAAGUUGCUGAAGGACGGAGUGUGUGACAGAGGCACGGUUCCUUCAGGUGAGGCCUCUUCCGUUAGCUCCAUUAGUCGGGUUUUGAGAGCUCGCUUUGGCAAGAAAGAUGACGAUGACGAGUGUGAUAAAAAAGAUGAAGACGGAGAAAAGAAAACCAAGCACAGCAUUGACGGGAUUCUCGGGGAUAAAGGUAAUCGCACGGACGAAGGUUCAGACGUGGAGUCAGAGCCAGACCUUCCUCUGAAGAGGAAACAGAGACGCAGUCGUACCACAUUCACAGCGGAGCAGUUGGAGGAGCUGGAGAAGGCCUUCGAGAGGACACACUACCCUGACAUCUACACCAGAGAGGAGCUCGCACAGAGAACCAAACUGACCGAGGCUCGUGUACAGGUCUGGUUUAGCAACAGAAGAGCAAGGUGGCGCAAACAAGCCGGAGCGAAUCAGCUGGCAGCUUUCAACCACUUGUUGCCUGGAGGGUUUCCACCCACCGGAAUGCCAACUUUACCCACCUAUCAGCUUCCAGAGUCAACGUAUCCCAGCACCACUCUCUCACAAGACGGCAGCAGUACGUUGCAUCGGCCGCAGCCUCUUCCUCCCUCCUCCAUGCAUCAGGGCGGACUCUCGGCUGACAGCGGCUCCGCCUACGGCCUCUCCUCCAACCGCCACACCUUCUCCAGCUAUUCAGAAACCUUCAUGAGCCCGACCGCUUCCAGCAACCACAUGAAUCCUGUGAGCAACGGCCUCUCGCCACAGGUGAUGAGUAUUUUGAGUAACCCCAGUGCUGUCCCGUCUCAGCCGCAGCAUGAUUUCUCCAUCUCUCCUCUGCACGGCGGUCUGGAGGCGUCCAACCCCAUCUCCGCCAGCUGCAGCCAGCGCUCGGACCCCAUCAAGAGUGUGGACAGUCUGGCCUCGACUCAGUCCUACUGUCCCCCGACAUACAGCGCCACCAGCUACAGCGUCGACCCCGUCACUGCCGGAUACCAGUACAGCCAGUAUGGCCAAAGUACGUACUGUACAGUCCCCGCAUCACACAGUCUUUACAGAGCUGCGUUUCUUUAGCAAAAAUACACUCAAUGUGCAUUGUGUAUUGUCAUUAUACCUAGAAUGGAAAAGCUGAAUUUGCAGCGUCAUAACUCAAGUCUUCAAAAGGGGGGCUAAUAAUUCUGACUUCAACUGUAUAUAGCACAUUUUUUACAACACAAUGUUGCUCAAUAUGCUGAACACAAUCAUAACUAAAUAAAAUAAAACCUACCUCACUGUGGCGAGGGGGCGUGGCCGAGAGCCGUGGGAAUGGAAUGAGGCCGCCGCGUAAGUGGAUGCACCUGUGCUGCGCACCGGCCUCGGAUCCCACGGAAGGAGCUCUGGACUAUAAGAGGAGGAACGAUGGCAGAGGAAGCCGAGAGAGGACCGGGCCCGGGCAUGUUGUUUUACUUUUGUUUUCAGUUUGACGGCAGUCUCCGUGAGGAGCUGCCGUCUGUUUGUUUUGGUUUAGACGGCAGUCACCGUGAGGAGCUGCCGUUCAUAUUAUGAAUAAAUAUUUUAAAACUAAAAAA